Molecule: messenger RNA, 6314 nt
Organism: Trichosurus vulpecula (common brushtail)
Lineage: Eukaryota; Metazoa; Chordata; Mammalia; Diprotodontia; Phalangeridae
Product: zinc finger protein 883-like
Exons: 5
Coding region: 81-1970 (629 amino acids)
Biological process (GO): regulation of DNA-templated transcription
Molecular function (GO): DNA-binding transcription factor activity, RNA polymerase II-specific; RNA polymerase II cis-regulatory region sequence-specific DNA binding
Source: RefSeq, a predicted model, not a curated record
GGAAUCACGUGCACGUCACUUCGCAGGGAGCCCCCUCCAGUGUCGAGGCCUGUGUGUCCUGGACCCAGGCCUGCUGCAGAAUGAAUGAAUGCAUGAAUGAAGGAAGGCGUGAAUGUGCCAACAGCCUGAGAUCUAUGUCUAGCCUCCAGAGCUGCCCACGCUGGCCCCAUCUGGAGGAGGAAGAGGAGGCAGGAAUAGCCCCCGGGCUCCCCCAGGGCUCCGUGACCCUCAGGGAUGUGGCCGUAGACUUCACCCAAGAGGAGUGGGGACAGCUCGCCCCUUCUCAGAAGGAACUCUACCAGGAGGUGAUGCUGGAGAACUACCGGAACCUGGUGUGCCUGGGACUGGCCAUAUCUACACAAGAUGUGAUUGAGCAUCUGGAGAGAGGGGAAGCACCUUGGAUGCUGGAGAGAGACAGCCCAGGAACUCAUGGCCCAGUUUCAGAGAUAAAGCCUGAAACCAGGGUGUCAACUCCCCACCUGAGCCUUUCUGAGGCAGUAUCCAAUCAGAGAUUACCAAAAGAUAGUCCUUGUUUCUCCAAUUCAGGAAAAGUCUGGGAACGAAAUCCUAGGGUGGAAAGAGAGAAGAGCAGUAAGCAGAAUAAUCUCCAUAAAUGUGAUAAACUUAGGAAGAGCUUUAGACUGAAUACAAACAGAAAAAAAAGUCAUCAAGUCUACGCAGAGAAUGUCAUUUAUAGGUAUCUCGAACAGGGAAAAUGCUCUAAUUACAAUUCAGACCUCAUUUGGUGCCAGAGACGUAAUGCUGCAGCAAAAUCUUAUGAAUGUAAUCAAUGUGGAAAAGCCUUCCAGGGGAGCUCAGGUCUUACUGGGCACCAGAGAAUUCACAGAGGAGAGAAACCUUAUGAGUGCAUUGAAUGUGGGAAGGCCUUCCGAUGGAACACCCAACUUACUGUACACCAGAGAAUUCACACUGGAGAAAAACCAUAUGAAUGUAACGACUGUGGGAAGUCCUUCUGUCGAAGUUCACAGCUUGCUGAACAUCGUCGAAUUCACACUGGAGAAAAACCUUAUGGAUGUAAUGCAUGUGGGAAGGCCUUCCGCCGGAGCACACAGCUUACUGUACAUAAGAGAAUUCAUAGUGGAAAGAAACCUUAUGAAUGUAAUGGAUGUGGGAAGACCUUCCACCAGAGAAAGGGACUUACUCAGCAUGAGAUAAUUCAUACUCGAGAUAAAGCUCAUAAAUGUAAUGAAUGUGGGAAGGGUUUUCGAAGGAGCUCACAGCUUUCUGAACAUCAGAAAGUUCAUACUGGAGAGAAACCUUAUGGAUGUGAUGAAUGUGGGAAAGCCUUUAAUCGGAGUACACAACUUGCUAUACAUCAGAGAAUUCAUACUGGAGAGAAACCUUAUGAAUGUAAUGAAUGUGGGAAGACCUUCUGUUGGAGCACACAGCUUACUGUACAUCAGAGAGUUCACACUAGAGAAAAACUUUUUGAAUGUAAUGAAUGUGGGAAGACUUUCCACCAGAGUGCAUUGCUUACUCGACAUCAGAUCAUUCAUACCGAAGAGAAAUCUUAUGAGUGUUCUGCAUGUGGGAAGUGCUUCCGCCGAAACAUAGAACUUACCCGACAUCAGUCAGUUCAUACUGGGGAAAAACCUUAUGAAUGCAAUGAAUGUGGGAAGGCUUUCCGUCUGAGCACAGGACUACAUCUACACCAGAGAAUUCAUACUGGAGAAAAACCUUAUGAAUGUAGUGAAUGUGGGAAAACCUUCCGCCGGAACACAGAACUUACUCGUCAUCAGAGAGUUCAUACUGGAGAGAAACGUUACGAAUGCAAUGAAUGUGGAAAGGCCUUCAGCCGAAGCACAGGACUUACUGAACAUCUGACAGUUCACACAGGAGAGAAACCUUAUAAAUGUAAGAAAUGUGGGAGGGCUUUCCGUCUGAGUAAGCACCUCACUCAGCAUUACAGAAUUCACAAUGGAGAAAAGCCUUAUGAAGGGAAAAUCUAAUAACUGUAAUAAUCAGAAGGCAUUCAGCUAAAGUGCACUUUCCUGGAAAUUAGAGAAUUCAUACCAUCUGUGAAUUGUUUGGGAAUGGCUGGUAUGUACAGUGGAGAACUGUUGUACACUAAGAAAUGAUGUGUGUGUGAGGAAUUCAGAGAAACUUGAGAAGACUGGUAUGAACUGAUUCAGAGUGAAGUAGGCAGAACCAGAAGACCAGUAUACACUGUGAAUACCGUGAUACAAAUGGAAUCACUACAAGGAAGUUGAAAUUUGAGUAAUUAUAGUGGCUAAGCUUGGUCUUAGAGAACAGAUAAUGAGACAUGACUUCCUACCCUUGGCAGAAAGGUGAAGGGUUACAGGGGAAGAAUGUUGUAUAUGUUGUAUUUGAUCACUUUAUCUGUUGCUUUUUAUAAAAGAGAGUUCAGUUCUUGGGUAGGGGUGUAUAUCUAGAUAUGACUGAUGUAAAAACGCAAUUCAUGAUUUUUUUCAAAAAGAAAUCAGAAAAUUCAAACAUAAAGGAAAUCCCAAAAUAGAUGGAGCAAAUCCCCGUUAAAUUUCCCACAGUGGAAGUUCCAACUUUCUCUCUUUUAAGUCCCCAGCCUCCUUCCUCCAACUCUCACACAGAUGAUGAUUUAAACUCUUAAUUUACUAAGGAUGGCAACUGGUGGGUAUUGUCUCUUUCAACUCCGCUCACCACAACUUGGAAUUCUCAACUUGUAUCUCUUUGGUCCUUUUCCUGUGUCCUUAGUUUUGCCUCUUCUGCUCAUUCCAAGGCCCUUCUCUUGCAAACAUCCUUUGCCUCUCCAGAAUCUUAAAUCUAUCCUUUGCUGGAUCUUUUCCAGCUGCCUGCUCAGAUCUCCUCAUUUAAUAAACUCACACACAGGCACACAAAACAACCCCCUCACAAACCUAUCCUCAACUCACUCCCUCAUCCAACUAUUCACCCAUCUCUCCUUCACUGUCAAACUUUCAAAAAGGCUGCCUACAUCCAAUAAUAAUAAGAGCUUAAAAUUGUAUACCUUCUAAAAGUUUACAGUGGACUUAUCCGAUUUCUUCCUCACAAAGACUUUGUGGCAUAACUUAUACAAGUAUUAUUAUCGCCACUUUAUAGAUGAGGAACCAAGCUUAGAGAGGUUGAGAGUUGCCCGUGGUCACACGAGUGUCCUGCCUCCAAUGUAUCACCACUGGCCAGAUCUUCCACAAUGUGUGACUUGUGUCAUAACUCCUCUACUGAAAUUGUUCUCUCAGAAGUCAGCAGUGUUCUUCUAAAAGCCAAGUUCAAUGGCCUCUCAUUAAGUCCUCAUCCUCUAUGAAGAAUAUGACACUGUUGACCACACCUUCCUUUCUCAUUGUCUUUACUACAUCCUAUGCUUUCCUCCCGACAGUCCCAGAGGCAGAACAAGGAUCAUCAUCACCAUUUUAUAGAUAAGGUUACUGGGACCUGAGACACUUGAGUGACAUGCCCAUGGUCUUAUAGCUGGUUAUUGUGAGAUGUAGAAUUCAAGCCUUGUUCUCUUGACUCCAAGGUCAGCCGUCUUUCUGCUCUACUGUGUUGGUUCCCUUUCAUCGUUGCUGCCACUUGUCCUUUUCUCAUAGCCAUAGGCUAUGUGUUCCCCAUACUUGUACCUUUGAUCUUAUUCUCUUCUCUCCAUAAUCUUAGGAAUCUCAUCUCUCUCUGAGGUUGCAAGUAUCACCUCUAGUGAAGCGGAUUAGCGUUUAUUUCCAGACAUCACUUUACUGCAGAGCAUCAGAGGAGUGCCACCAUUUCUCCCAGCAGCACCACCUACUUACCCAGUCUGUCAUCUAUUCAAGGGUUAUAAGGAGCAGAGGGACUAAGACUUACUCAGCUUGGCCUCAAAAGACCUGAAAUAGGACUGCCUGGGUUGCAGAAGCAGAUCUAGGAUGAUGUCCAGAAAAAAAUGUCCCAGUAAUUACAGAGCUAUGCAAAAAUGGAAUGGAUUGUUUCUCUAUUUAAGGUCUUCAUGCCAAGGCUGGUUGACUACAUCAGGAAUGUUAUAGAGGGAGUUAUUAUUCUGGUACAGGUUGGACUAAAUGGUCCUUUCAACUCACCAGCAGUAAGAGGGAAAUAAUUUUUCUCUUUGUUCUGUUAAAAUCUCUAGCAAAAUCCCAGGGUCAGGUGGGCAAUUUAUUGGAUGUCUGGAUCUCAAAUCAUUCCAUUUGGCCUUUUCCAUUUUAAGCUUGUCACCUUUGAGAGGGGAAAGGAAAAAGGAAACUUCAUAGAUGCUUGGACAUCUGCUUGAAAUAUUACUGUGGAAUUGAGGCUUCAGGAGAAGAACAGGGCCUGGAGAGGAUAUAGGGAGAUUGAGGUGGGUACUUUAGGAAAAGUCUGGGCUAGAUGGCAUCUCAGUAAGAAGAUCACUCUUCCUCAUGGUGGGAGGACUUUGUCAGUGAUCCCCUUCUUCCUCUUUCUCCAGCUUCCUACCUGAACCUGAGAUUCAGGCUGCCCCAUCCUAAGACUCCAGUGCCUUCCCUUCACCGCCUUCCCCAUGGGAAAGUGGUGGGGUCCCCAUCAGCUGGGGGACCUUGUCAGAGAAGUGGCUGCUUAGCCCCUGCUUGAGUUCUUGAUGGGGAGGGGGAGAUUCCUCAGAACAUCUUCAUUUCAAUUCUGUAGAAAAUGUGCCCUACAACAAAUAGAGGGAAUAAACACCCAUUUCUGUUAGUUCCCUCCUCUAUAGAUAAGUAGUCAAAAGAUAGAAAAAGUUAAGUACAGAUUAGCAAUAACCCACUAGGAAGACUGUUCAAUCCUCUCAUAAUUGGAGAAAUACGGAUUACCACAGUGGUUCUCCCACUUCCACCAAUAGCUUGCCCCCACUCUUUAUCCCCCUUUUAUCUCUUGACUUCCUUCUCACUCUAUAUAGAUGGAACCAGAUGUCCUGUAGCUUUCAUUUGUCCUCUCUACACCUACAGGCUCUAGUCCUGGAAGUCUGUUCCCCUUGGCCAAAGUUAAACCAUUCAACCCUUGGGGCCUUCAUUUCCUUAUCUCCCACUUACUUUAAGCAGCCUUAUGACUCCAUCCCUUAACUGAACCUGUUCUCCCCAAGGUUACCAACGAUUUAUUCAUCGUUCUAAUGUAAUGGCCUUAUUGCAGGGGUCUCUUCCUUCUAGUCCUUUCUGCAGCUUUUGGUGCCUCUUCCUCCUGGAUGCUUCUUUUGUAUCAGUAUACUUGCCUGAUUUUCCUUCAACCUGUCUUUCUUGGUCUCCUCUGCUCUGUCAUCUUUGUCCCACCUCCUAACUAUGUUCCCGAAGACUCCUGUCCUGGACCCUCUUCUCUCUACCCUCUUUCAGUUUAUGUCACUGCCCAUGGAUUAAAUUCUGUCUAUGCAGAUUAUUUCUUUAUGUGCCUAGCCUACCUCUCUUUCCUGAGCUCCAGGCUUGCAUCACAUACGUUCUAUGGGCAUCUCAAACUCACCAUCUCCCCCAAAAAGGCCCGCCCCUCCAGAUUUCCUCGUUACUGUCAUCCUUCUAGUUACCCAGGUCCUCAGACCCUUGAGUUAUAUUCAUGGCCUUAUCCCUUAGGCCUCCCCUGCCAUAUCCAGUUAGUAGCCGUGGUCCCUAUUCUGCCUCCAUAAGCCUCUUGCAUCCCCUUCUCAGCUACAUCAGGGGCUCAUCAGCUCUUGCUUGUAUCAAUGCUGCAGUUUUCUACUCAGCCCCUGCUUUCAGGGGCUUCUCCAGUCCCUCUAGCUGCCAUAAGAGCCUUCUAAAGCUGAGGUCUGACUAUGUGCCUCCCUUAUUUAGGAAGCUUCACGUGCUCCCUAUUGCUUCUAGGAUACCAUACAAACUCCUCAGCCUAGCAUUUAAAGCGCUUCUGUCUCCUGCCUGAUUUUACAGAUUUACUUUAAUCAUCUUCACAUAAUGGCUUGUUUCAGCCAAACUGGCCUUCUUGCUGUUGCCUGAACUCCCACCUCUGUGCCUUUAAUUAGACUGUCCCCCAUUCCUGGAAUGCAGUCCCUGCUCACCUCACCCUCUAAAAACAUGUCUUCCUUUGUGGCUAAGCUUAGGUGUCAUCUUCUAUGCAGAGCUUCCUCAAUGUCACCAAUUAUUAGGACUCUUUCCUCAAGUUACUCGGUACUUACUGAUCCGUGCAUGUGUAUCUAUUGAGUGGAAUGUAGGCUAUCUGAGGGCAGGGACUGUUUUCCAUUUGGUCUUUGCCUCCUAAAUGCUUAGUUUAGUGCCUGGCACAUAGUAGGUGCUUAAUUUGUUGAAGUGAAUUGAAAACUGUUCAUGUACUUUGGCCCAGUGAUCUGCAUUCUAAGACCUGACAACUCAGAAAAUGUUAUUGUUUGGAAAUGAAAAUUUUAUUGUUUGUGAAUAAAAAUAUUCCUGGUGAGA